This is a messenger RNA of Cimex lectularius (bed bug), 6277 nucleotides long. Its product is annotated as protein strawberry notch-like. Lineage: Eukaryota; Metazoa; Arthropoda; Insecta; Hemiptera; Cimicidae. The transcript has 25 exons. Gene Ontology annotation, biological process: regulation of DNA-templated transcription. Gene Ontology annotation, cellular component: nucleus. The record is from RefSeq and is a predicted model, not a curated record. Gene Ontology annotation, molecular function: chromatin DNA binding; histone binding. The coding region runs from base 95 to 4240 and encodes 1381 amino acids.
CACCGGCCUGUCCGGACCCCACAGUCGGCCAAACUCGCGUUCGUAUACGUAUGGGCUCUGUGAGGUUUUACUCUGUUUUUUUCUUCCCUUUGCCAUGAUCAAGAAAGCGAAUAAUCUAAUGAUGUCCCGCAACAAGACGAACCGGAAGUCCAAGUUUGGCAACAGCAAACAGGAUGUUAGCGACAGAGAGAGUAAUGGUUCUGAGAGCGACUUUGAUGAAGAUGACGACCCAGAUAAAAUAGAAGUUCCAGGUGGCGGUAAGGAUCUCGCCACAGCAUUUGCUAUAAAUGCCCAAGAGGACAGGCCACAAAUUAAACUGGAAAAUGAUGAAAUUGAUUUUAAAAAUAAUGCCAAAUUAGGUAUGAAUUCGAACAUAAAUCAAGGGAAUAAAGCUAAAUUACCCAGUGGCCUAAUAAUGAAAGAUAUAUCGCCUGGAUUUGAAAUAGUGCGAUCAGAGCCACCUUAUUUAACAGGGUCCCUACAGCCUAGUGCAGCCAUGUUAGGUUCAUUAGGUUUCCCAACAACGCAGAUGGGUGCCUACCAUCCUUCAAUGAGUAAUAAUGCACAAUUAAUGCAGCAGAGUUUAGAUCUGGCCAAGUUAGGUCUGCCAGCUAAUGAUCCUCUUCUCUAUGGUAACAUCACAGGUUUAAAUCUUAAUCAAAUGCUCAUGUCAGGCAAUGGGUCAUUUUUAAAUCAUUUCCUUGGACCAAAAAGUACUUUUCUCGGACAGCAUAAUUGGUUUAAUGCUUUUUCCAACAAGGCCUUCCCACAAAAUUGGUUGAACGCCGAUAACAAAAUUCCACAGCCGAACCAAGAAGAAGAGGAGAAUGACGACGAAGAUAUGGGUGUGGCAGAAACGUAUGCAGAUUAUAUGCCGUCUAAAUUAAAACUUGGCAAAAAGCAUCCUGACCCUGUUGUCGAAACAGCAUCGCUUUCAAGUGUUGAACCGACAGAUGUGUGGUACCAAUUGACAAUACCUGAGGCGACGAUUUCGACAGGAGCUUUGUCAGCUUUACAGCUUGAAGCAAUUACGUAUGCAUCACAGCAGCAUGAACGUUUUUUACCUGAUGGAACAAGAGCUGGAUUUUUAAUAGGCGAUGGUGCUGGUGUCGGUAAAGGUAGAACUAUUGCUGGAAUGAUAUUUGAAAAUUAUUUAAAAGGGAGGAAAAGGGCGAUUUGGGUAUCUGUUUCAAACGAUUUGAAAUAUGAUGCUGAAAGAGAUUUAAAAGACAUUGGAGCUUUUAAAAUUGAUGUCUACUCACUGAAUAAGUUGAAAUAUGCUAAAAUAUCAUCAGCAGUGAAUGGUAAUGUCAAAAAAGGCGUGAUUUUCUCCACAUACUCCGCCUUGAUUGGAGAAUCGUCGCAAUCCAGCGGAAAAUACAAAUCCCGUCUGAAACAGUUAGUCCAGUGGUGCGGUGACGACUUUGAUGGACUCAUUAUAUUUGAUGAAUGUCAUAGGGCUAAAAAUCUCUGUCCGGUUGGAUCGUCAAAGCCAACAAAGACGGGUUUGACUGUUUUAGACCUGCAAAACAAGCUACCAAAAGCGAGAGUUGUUUAUGCUUCUGCUACAGGCGCUUCUGAGCCAAGAAACAUGGCUUAUAUGACACGUUUAGGAAUGUGGGGUGAAGGGACUCCUUUCCCUGAUUUCAAUGACUUCAUUUCCGCAGUGGAAAAGAGGGGCGUAGGAGCUAUGGAAAUAGUAGCUAUGGAUAUGAAAUUACGAGGAAUGUAUAUCGCCAGGCAGCUCAGCUUUCACGGUGUUGCAUUUAAAAUCGAAGAAGUGACUUUAAGUCCUGAUUUUAUUAAAGUUUACAAUGAUUCUGUUGAGCUGUGGGUAGAUGCGAUGCGCAAGUUUCAAGAAGGAGCCAGCCUGAUCGAAGCGGAGAACAGAAUGAAGAAAACCAUGUGGGGACAGUUCUGGUCGUCGCAUCAGCGGUUCUUUAAAUACCUGUGCAUAGCGGCUAAAGUGAAAUACGCCGUCGGCAUUGCCCGGGAAGCUGUGAAGUGUGGAAAAUGUGUUGUAAUUGGUUUACAGUCAACUGGAGAGGCUAGGACAUUAGAACAGCUGGAAAGAGAUGACGGAGAACUUACUGACUUUGUAUCAACUGCUAAGGGGGUGUUGCAAACUUUGGUUGAGAAACACUUUCCAGCACCUGAUCGAAAUAGAAUCAACCAUUUGAUGGGCUUAGAUAAGAGAAAAGCGUAUGGAUUUUCAAAUAAUAACAACAACGUAUCAUCCGAACCUGGAUCGUCCAGUGGAAAGCGGAAGCCAGUGCGACAAGCCGCAGCAAGGGCUGUUAAACGAGUAAGAGCCGACUCGUCUGCUAGUGACAGUGAAGCUGGAUCAAGUUCUGGUUCUGAAUUUAAGUUACCUAUGUCCGAUUCAGCUGAAAGUGAAUUUCAUUCGGAAGAGAGUAACACUAGCAGUGAUUUUAAUCCUUUUGAUGAUGACAGCGAUGGAGAAGAAACGUGGUUAUCCCGAAAGAAAAAAGGUAAAUCCUCCAAGCCUCCGACUAAAAAGCAAACUACACAGGACAAGAUUGAUUCAUUGAUAUUAAAACACCACAGAGGCAAAACAGCGACGAACGAUAUUAUCGGCGUACCGAGUAAAAUGGCAAUUGAAAGGGCUUGCAGUUUGAAAGAAGAGUUGCUAUCAAAAAUUGAAGAACUCGGCGACCAUCUCCCUCCAAACACAUUAGAUCAACUAAUUGAUGAAUUAGGUGGACCAGAAAAUGUUGCCGAAAUGACAGGAAGGAAAGGAAGAGUCGUCCAGACCGAAGAUGGUAUACAGUACGAAUCGAGAUCCGAAGUCGACGUACCUUUGGAAACGUUGAACUUGACUGAAAAACAACGAUUUAUGGAUGGUCUAAAAGAUGUUGCCAUAAUUUCCGAGGCGGCAAGUUCAGGUAUAUCGCUGCAAAGUGAUAGACGAGCUAAAAAUCAGAGAAGGAGGGUUCAUAUUACCUUGGAGUUACCUUGGAGUGCAGAUAGAGCCAUACAACAAUUUGGUCGAACCCACCGAAGUAAUCAAGUAAAUGCUCCAGAGUAUAUUUUCUUAAUUUCUGAUUUGGCUGGAGAAAGAAGGUUCGCUUCAAUUGUCGCAAAACGGCUAGAAAGUUUAGGAGCUUUGACUCACGGUGAUCGUCGUGCCACAGAAACUCGAGAUUUGUCAAGAUUUAAUAUUGAUAAUAAAUACGGAAGAUCUGCUUUGGAAGCGACUAUGAGAACUAUAAUGGGUUACGAUACUCCAUUAGUCCCUCCACCUUCUGAUUAUCAAGGAGAUUUUAUGAAGGACGUCGCAACUGCUUUGGUCGGAGUCGGUUUGAUUGUAAAUAAUGAGACGAACCCGGGGACUCUGAUUCUAGAUAAGGACCACAAUAACAUGAGCAAAUUUUUAAAUAGAAUUUUAGGAAUGCCCGUCGAAUUGCAAAAUAGACUGUUUAAGUAUUUUACUGACACGCUGCAGGCAAUAAUAAUGCAAGCCAAGAAAACCGGGCGAUUCGACUUAGGAAUUCUAGAUUUGGGUACGGCCGGAGAAAAUGUCAAGAGGGUCCGUGUAUAUAAAUAUUUGCGGAAACAUGCGACUGGUGUUGCAACUACAGAACUUCAUGUAGUACAUGUAGAACGAGGUAUGAGCUUUGAUGAAGCCCGUGAGAGGUGGACUCUUCUUUUCGGACCAAAAGAUGGGUUCUAUUUGUCCCAUCAGGUCCGUAAUGGUAAACAAACUGCCAUAUUAGCCGAAGCUCUCGAAAGCAGUAGAAGCGGUAAACCGGUGAAAAAGGGGGAAGCUAAAAAGGAUCAAUUGUACACCGUGUAUAGACCUAACACUGGGCUUCAACUCCGACAAGAAACACUAGGAGAGUUGGAGAAAAAGUACAAACUUGUGACUAAAGAGGAAGCAGAAAGUCAUUGGAAUGAACAGUACGAUUCAUCCAAUACAGUUUGUUCUCAUGCGUAUUGGAGAGGAAAUUGUAAGAGUGUAACUUUAGGACUUGACUGUGAAGUUGGGCUUAGGCGAAGGACAUAUAAUGUUCUUUCGGGUUCCAUUUUGAGUGUUUGGACAAGAAUAGAAUCUGUUUUAGCAGCAAAAACAGGUCAUAAUACCAAAAUGCAAGUCAUUCGACUGAGAACUGCAGAAGGCGUUAAAAUUGUUGGCACUUUAAUUCCAAAAAGCUGCGUUGAAACAUUGCAAGAAGCUUUGGCUAGCGACGCUGAAAAAGUGAGCGAAGAAGUAUUUUAAAAAUACUUCGCCUUCAAUGCAGAAAGUGUUUCACAGCGCCACUUAAAAAAAAAUAAAAAAAUAAAUAAAAUAAAAAAAAGUCAACACUAAAACCGUUCUAUCCAUAGAAUCUGGUAGAACUUAUCGGCUGUACCGCAUUUUGUUAGUUUUACGUUCAGUUCAUGCGGUCGGAUUCAUGCCCUGUAUGAACGCACAAAUGCAUUGUUAUGUUCCUAAUAUAUUCUAGGUUGUAAUUAUUAAAAAAAUAUAUGAUAAAUAAAAAAUUAAAAUGAAAUUUGUUUAAAGUACAAAACUUAAACAAUGGGGAUCGGUAGCUUUUCCGUUAUAAUUAAAUUAAUUCGAUACAAAAUUCAUUUGUGAAAAAAUAAACUUGUUUUUUAUUACAUUUUAAUUUUUUAUGUAAUAAUUAAGGUUAAUAACUCGAUUGACUUCGUUUUGCCACUUAGUAAACCACUUGUUUUUACUUUGAUGUAGCUCUCAAUUUGCUGUACCCAUUUAACAAUGUUUUUAUCAAUAAAAGUUGACACAAUCAUAUGCUAGUCAUGUAUUUCUAAUUAAAUGGGAACAUUUAAGGAAAGUUAGAAUUUUUUCUUACAAUUCAUAUUAUAAACACCUCGUGGUGCUCGUGCGUGUUAAUACACCCGAUUGAAAGUGGUUUAAGGUUUUUUAUUCUUUUUUUCUUCUUUUUUUUAAUCAAAUUUCAAUGGCCUUCUUGAAAAACGCAUAAAAAACAUGGCCAAAACUAGAAAGUUUAUCCAAUGGGUUUUUGACAUAUCUUAGUUUUUUAGACCAUUUUAAUAAUUUAUGCCUUAUAAAAAAAUAUUAAAAAAUUCUUGGGUCUGUAUGUUUUUUUUGUAAAUGGUCAGACUACCAUUAGUAGCGACUCUCAGAGCUAAAGCCGAGUCAAUUCUUCCUAUUAAACAGGUAAACUCAUAUUUUUCUAUAUUGCUAGCGUUUAAGAACAAAUAUAUUUGGUUUGGUGUGCACAGUAUUUUUGUGUAUAUAAACUGAAAAUAUUGUAAUUUCCCCUUUCAAAAAUUGUAUGGCGCUGAUUUCUAUUGUUUGUUUUUUAAAAUAUAUUAUACGAAGUGUGUAUAUAUCUGCAAGGCUAGGUUAAAAAAAAUAUACAUUGAAAGGAAAAGAUAAAACAGCAGUAACUAUCAGCUUUUUCUGCGUUUAACUUAAUGGUUAUUUGUUCUAUUUAGGGGUAUCAUUUUUUUAAAUAUACAUGUACUGGAAUAUAAAUAUCAGCAUUUGUUUAAAAAUAAUACAUAAAAAAAUUAACUUAAUAUGUAUUAAAGUUGCAUAUUUUUUUUCUAAUAUAUGUUGAGGAGGAUUCGGCUUUUUAACACAUUGACUGCCUGGUCGGCCUGUGCUGGAUUUAUUCAAAGGUUUAAAGUGACAAGAGUCAAAAAAGCGUAGUCAGCGUGUUAAUAAAAUAUAUUUGACUUUUGAUCCUCUGUAAAUUCAAACUUCAAAUGUUUAUAAACGUCUAAAUUGUCCUUUUUUGUCCAAAGCAAACGAUGAUUGCACAAAAUAAUUUUUUUGUAUAGAAUCAACAUUGAACAUUUUUUUAUUAUAAGUUUUGUUUGUACUUUCUUUGUGUAUGUGUAUACCGGUGUUUUUCUUAUUCAACUCUUAUUGCAUGUUAUGACAUAGAUAGUUUGGAACAGCACCACUGAAAAUCUGCCGUUUUUAUCGCAUUCACUACGGUAUCUGAAUUUUUUUUUAAACUAAAACAUGCCAUACUUAACUGGUAUUUUUUUAAUGUUUGAAACCGAUCAAAUCUAAAGACUUUUGUAAAUUAGAAUGGUGCAGAUCCAUUUUAACCGGUGUCAGUCGAGCACACGAGUUUUAAAAUAUUCAACUUACCUGGAAUCACAAAACACUGAUGUGAAAUAAUUUAUUCAAAAAUAUUAUUAAAAAAAAGUCCUGAUUAUACAUUUAAAAAUAAUCCUUAGAAAGCACCAAUCCAGGACUUGUGAAAAUAUUCCAAUCAUUUGAUCAGAACGAUUUUACAGACUAAAAACUACAUUU